GAUUUCAAUUAACAUCUAAUGUUAUGGAAGAAGUAUUACAUUUGUUCGAAAAUAGGUUAAAUGAAAUAGGUGACCUCCUAAUGGAAUCAUUUGAAAUAAUUCUUAUGAAAUCAACAUCUGAUGUUGCAAGUUCCUGUCUUAUUCAAGCAAUUAAACCCGAAAGAAAUUUUAAAAAAACUGAUUUAUUAGAAUUUUUAAUUAAAAGAGUUGAUAAAAGAGCUUUAAAAAAUGCAUUAGAUCAUUAUAAAGUUGGAUUCAAGUUUAAUGCUGAAUCAAUCAAAACAACAAAGAAAAUUAGAUCAUUAACAGUCCAUUCAAAUCUCUAUUAUUGGAUACUUAAAAAAUAUGGUCCGAAUUCUGAAGUAACUCAGAAAUGUUUUGAUGACAUUAUUGA
Funneliformis mosseae is the source of this 394-nucleotide messenger RNA. The record is from the annotation of a GenBank genome assembly. NCBI's taxonomy places the organism in Eukaryota, Fungi, Glomeromycota, Glomeromycetes, Glomerales, Glomeraceae.